AUGGCAACAUCUAAUCCACCAGAUCAAUUUGUUGAGGAAAUUGACGAGGACUUUUUAAACUGCGGUAUAUGUUCUGAUCGUUACACCAAACCAAAACUACUUCCGUGUCAACAUAGCUUCUGUGAGGAGUGUCUAGUUAAAGUGGUUGCAAAAAGUGGUCAACCUGAUGUUGUUGUAUGUCCGCUGUGUAGACGUAAACAUGACAUUCCCGGUGGCAUUUCAAAGAUAGAAGACAAUCUGUUUAUUAAUCAGUUAGUUGAGGCGUUCAAAGUACGUGACGAGAAAUCCUGUGUGUCGAUAAAGUGUACUGCGUGCACCGAGGCAGACGUCACUAAGCGAUGUUUAGAUUGUACAAUGGAUGUAUGUAACGUGUGUGCACGUGCGCAUAAAAAGUUUCCAAAUUGUAGGAAUCACACAAUAAUAACGCAGGAAGAAUUCAAGUCAGACAAGUCAGCUAAACUUUACUCAUCUGUUUACUGUGAUAAACACCCGGACAAUCAGAUAAAAUUCUACUGUGAUACAUGUGAGAUAGCGAUCUGUCUGGAGUGUAUUGUGAUCGAUCAUCGUGAUCAUAAAUACAGAUAUCUGAAUAAUGCAGCAUCAGAAUUCAAAGAGGAACUAAGUGCAAUGGUGGAUCAGAUGAAAGUGAAGGAACAAGAAGUGAAAAAUAGUAUGGUCUCUGUACAAAAGGUAUCUGAUUCCCUUGAAAACAAUUUCAAACAGGAAGAAAGCAAACUGAAUGACUGGUCACUUGAGAUUCAGCAAGAGGCGUUAACAGCUGCUACAGGCCGAAUCACAGCGCAAGAUGCCCUGUCACAAUGA
Messenger RNA from Saccoglossus kowalevskii, 822 nucleotides. Its product is annotated as E3 ubiquitin-protein ligase TRIM45-like. The record is from RefSeq and is a predicted model, not a curated record. Gene Ontology annotation, molecular function: protein binding; zinc ion binding; ubiquitin protein ligase activity. NCBI's taxonomy places the organism in Eukaryota, Metazoa, Hemichordata, Enteropneusta, Harrimaniidae.